AAGCUUGGGCAGCAGGAGCAAUGUGGGAGGAGGGGCAAGAAAGAGCCUCUAGAAAGUGCCAAUUGACUUGGAUGACAGAGCACUGGUCUGGGGGAGGCUCAGAGCUGGUUCCGGCCUCUGCCAGAGUCACAGGACGUCCGCCUGUACCUCUCAGUCUGCGUCCGGUCUGUACUGCCCAGCCAGGAGGACAUGGCCCAACGGUUUCCAAGGCCCCUCGGCUUCAGCAGAGCCCGGAAACCGUCCCAUUCCGGCAACGGACUUCAGCGGGCAGAGCCCUCGGAAACAGAGGACGGUGUGGUUGUGGCGCCUUGGGCCGCCUGAGCUCCUCGGGAAUGAAGGUCUUCGGGGUUAUCGUGGUCUUUGCUUCCUGCUUGAUGGCCCCCACGCACAGCAGCUUCUGGCAGUUUCAAAGGAUGGUCAAGCACAUCACAGGGCGGAGUGCCUUCUUCUCAUAUUAUGGAUAUGGCUGCUACUGCGGGCUUGGGGGCAAGGGGACCCCCGUGGAUAACACUGACAGGUGCUGCCUGGCCCAUGACUGCUGCUACGAGAGGGCGAAGCACCUUGGCUGCCAGCCCGUAUUGAAUGGCUACCAGUUCCGUGUGGUCAACGGGACCGUGGUCUGUGAAUGUGCCCUUGGUCCUGGCGUCAGCUGCCUCUGUGGGCUGCGGGCCUGCGAGUGUGACACUCAGUCUGCCUACUGCUUCAAAGAGAACCUGCCCACCUACGAGAAGAACUUCAAGCAGCUCUCCAGCCGGCCCCACUGCGGCAAGCACAAACUCCAGUGCUAGCGAGGCCACAGGGUCCCUGGUCAGGCCCAGGGUACUCCUUUGUCACUUGGCAUCAGAGGGCUGGAGAUCAAAAGUGCAAAAGACAGAAUCUGGGCCUUCAAUUGAGGGAGACAGACCAUAAAUAUAAAUAAACGAUAUGUUCCAACCACAGUAAGUGCUAAGAAGCUAUAAAACAAAGUGACGAGGUAGAGAGAUGUCCCGUACCCCCAUCCCAGGAAGAUUCCGAAAGGGGAGAUGGCCCUGGCAUCUGCCUUAAGCGCCCCCUUCAUCCCCACCCCAAGAUCGGGAUGCUGGGCAGACUUGGGUACCAGACCCACAUCCCAGAUCCAGCUGGAGCCAAGGUCUUGGGCACAUGCCAAGGCCCCGAGAGGUGCACCUGGACUCUUUUCUCGUUUUGCUGGAGUUCUGCCUUCUGAAAACCUCAAGGUAGGAAAACAUCGGUGCCGUUCUCACCUCUCAGGAGACAGAGCCUGGGAACAUCCACGCCCACGGCUGCCACCGGAUGUCACGGCCAGGAAGACGCCAAGGCAUUGGAGAGAGAGUGGGGGCAGGCGAGUCAGGGGUAUCCAAGGUUGCUGGUCACGUUUAGAAGCCCCUGAUCACGAGGCAUAAAUACUAAUAAAUAUUAAAGUGAACCAGUCUGGGCGGACUCUGAUCAUUCUGACACCCAGCUUGUAGGGGAGAUUGCAAAAAUGACCACAACUGGAGAUUUCCCCGGGAUCCAGUGGUUAAGACUCUGCCUCUCAAUGUGGGGAAUGUGGGUUCGAUCCCUGGUCAGGGAACUAAGAUCCCAAAAGCCACAGGGUAAUUAAGCCCAUGUGCCGCAACUAAGACCGGAGGAAGCCAAAUCGUUAAAAAAUAAUAAUAAAGAAGACUCUGGUUAAAAAAAGCCACCGCUGUUCUCACCUCUCUGUAUCCUCACCUCUCAGUCUGUUGUUCAAUUGCUUAGUUACCUCCGACUCUCUGUGACCCCAUGGGGUGCAGCGUGCCAGGCUUCUUUGUCCUAAUGCUCAGCUUUUCCCAUCAAGAGGUAGAGUCUGUUUCUCCCGCACUGUGAAUCUGAGCUCUGAACUGAUCUUGUGACUUAGUAUGGUCCAUAAAACAUGAUGAAAGCGGUGGUCCACCAGUUCCCCUUCGAGGACUCAGGAUGCCCAGUGCACACCCUCUUUCAGAACUCUGCCACUGCCAAGAGAAAAAGCCCAGGGCAGCCUGCAGGAGGAGGGAGGUCAGGGUCAGGGUCAUCCACCCAGCUGUCUGGGCUGAGACCUCAGACCUAUGAGAGUGCUCGGCAAGGAUCAGCAAAGCCAGCUCACAGAUGACCACAGACCCAGAGAACCUCAGUGAAGCCAAAAGAACCGCCCAGCUGAGCUCUGGCGAA
Budorcas taxicolor (takin) is the source of this 2166-nucleotide messenger RNA. It is a transcript of the gene PLA2G2C, whose product is annotated as phospholipase A2 group IIC. The record is from RefSeq and is a predicted model, not a curated record. The transcript is spliced from 5 exons. NCBI's taxonomy places the organism in Eukaryota, Metazoa, Chordata, Mammalia, Artiodactyla, Bovidae. Gene Ontology annotation, biological process: lipid catabolic process; positive regulation of fibroblast proliferation; arachidonate secretion. Gene Ontology annotation, molecular function: signaling receptor binding; phospholipid binding; calcium ion binding. Bases 21 to 788 code for a protein of 255 amino acids.